GGGGCCGUCCUUCGAACCUUGCCCGCUGCUUAAAAAGCGCAGCGCCUUUUCUACCGCCUCCUCCCAGGCGCAAGCCCGGCCCUAGGAUAUUGGCCUUAAAGGGGAACCCGAAGCCACGCUUCCUGCUUUUCUCUCCUUUUUCCUCACCUGAAGUCCGUCUGCGCAAAAUGUUCAGGUGCGGCCUGGCCUGCUGGAGGUGCAGAUGGAUCUUGCCCCUUCUCUUGGGUAUAGCCAUCAUCUUUGGCAUCAUUGCACUGGCUGGCAAGGGAUGGCUGGAGUCGGCCGAAGCCCCCUACGUGCGUAAAGCCUGGUUGUGGCAAGACUGUCGCAAAGAAAACCCCGAGGAUGGGAAGUGGAUCUGCAAUUCUCUCAUGGAUUACAGUUGGGGCAGAGCUGCUGCUGCUACAUACCUUGUUGGUUUUGUCAUCCUCUGCAUCUGUUUCUGCCUAGCAGUCAUAGCAUUUUCCAUUGAAAUCCUACGGUUUAACUUUGUUCGAGGAAUCGGUGGCUUGCUCUUCGUUGUUGCUGCUUUCCAGAUCUUAGGCUUGGUCAUCUAUCCAGUGAAAUACACUGAAGAUAUUAUAUUGACGGGAAGCAACAUGUUCAGCUGGGCUUAUGGCUUUGGUUGGGCAAGCACAGUGAUUGUGAUAGGUUGUGCGUUCUUUUUCUGCUGUCUUCCCAACUGGGAAGAUGAAGUCCUCGGUAACAUAAAACCCUAUAGACAUGAUGGCAUUUAAUCUGUUUGAUGUGGACUUAAUAAAAGAUACUUUUAGUAAAUAAAGCAAUAUGUGUUUGUUUGAAUAACAGUUUAUUUUUAGCCGUUCCUGUUUUCAGACUUAUUAUAUUAAAAAAAAAGAAAUUGCAUUCUGAAGUUUGAUAACUAAUAACAAUUCUGUUCAGGAAUUAAUUGCUUUUUGUAAAGGACAGAAACUUUGGUGAGGUGAUUUAUUCCAAGAUAAUAUUUUAUUGAGUAAAUAUAUAAGGGAUUUUUUAACAGUCAGACAAUUUUAAGUUUUUGUUUUUAGCCUGUGGUUCAAAAUCUUUAUCCAAAUAUGUAUUAGUAAAAAUGUUUGAAAAUGUAGUUAUUUAUACAUUCGGUACGCAAUCUUCUAAGCAUUAGACUCUGUUAAUAUUUUUUUACUGGCAUUUCUGCUAUAGCAAUGCUUCAUAGCUUCCUUCAUACUAAAUGAUUGAACACCAUAGUAUUUUGUGUGUGCAGGUUUCCCGUGUUAAAAAAUUUGUUGGAUGCUUCUAGACAAGGUUAAGAAUAUGAUAAAUUUGCUCCAUUCUGAUAAUUAGUGCAGAAUACUUAGAUAGCUAUUUUGUGUUUCUUCUGGUCUCCCACCCCCAUUAAAGAAAUCUCUUGAGAGAGAGGCAUAAAUGCCAUUGGUGGUAAUGCCCACGAUCUUCCAUCUGAAUUUACCUGCAUACUUCUUAACAUUUAUAUAUUGAAUGUGUCUCAUAGAUUGAAAUUGGGGAGAAGGUAAAAUUGAGUUUCACUUUUCAGUUUUCUUUCUCCUCAAUAUGUGAUAGUACAACUUUAUUCUCAGUAUAUGGAUUUAAAGCAAAAGCAAAAAAAAAACAGCCCCAAACCCAAAUAGUUAUUAGAUGGCAAACCUAUUAGGCAACAAACAAAGCUGAUUUAUUGGAUAGUUGCAGUUGGAAAGUGCUUCUCUGCUGCUGAUCUUCUCAUCCCAUUUUAUCAUGACAAUACUCCAUAUACAUAUUUAGGAUUCAGAUGGCAUUGAAUGUAAGGUUGAUUUUUCAAGACACUUAAACUUUAGUUACUACUCCCAAGUAACUAAUGCAGGAUUAGUUACUUGGGAGUAGAAUAAUAAUGUAGGCUUGACUUUCCAAAUUUAAGCAUAUAUACAGUGUAGCUCACAGAUAGGCAGUGUGAUGUCUAUGUGUAUAGAGAACCUUAGGACAACCCCAGUGGGGCUAGUUAGGCUUCUGCAGCAUUGGACUUUAUUUUUUAAUUAAAAUAUAUGGAAUGCUUGCAUGCUGCAAAACCAAAAUGCCAGUCCGUGACAUAUUUAUUUACAAGAGUACCUAUGGAUCUCAUGUAGAACCCCCAGAGUGUUCCAGAAUAAAAGUGGAACUUGGGUGUAAGCCUAGCAAGAGAAAGACAAUGAAAAAUUGCAGCAGUGCAAAGCAUUGGUGGACUGGGUUAGGGCAGAAUUCCACAAACGUUUGGGCACCAGGGAUCGGUUACGUGGAGAGAGGUUUUUCUGUGGAUUGGGAGGAGGCAUUUUGUGUGUUGCCAGCAUCCUGUGGAUGGGACUUUGCUUGUUUGUGUGGACUGGUUGCUGGUAUGCCACAGCCCGGUACUGGUCCACGGACCAGGAGUUGGGAAUCCCUGGGUUAGCGGGAAUAAUGUCACAUUGCCUUUUUAAAAGAAUUUGUGUGAGUUGUUGCCUAGUUGCCAACACACACUGUCGUAGCCAUUGUGUAAACAGAUAUACCUUUGGCAAUCAGAAUGUCCAGAUUCCUACAGUACACAUUCAGAAUUCCAACCCUAUGGAUGUUUAGUCAGCAACAGAACACAGAGUUCAGUCAGUUUAAUCUUAAAUAAACAGAGAAGAUUGCAGAGAAUUUAAUAUCAUUAAUCUCAAUAGGAAAAUUAAAUGAUCACCGAAAAUAUUGGGUAGAAUCUGUGACUGCAAUAUGUGAAAACUUUAAUUUACCUUAAGAUAUUUUAACAUCAUUAAAUCCAUGGUUAACCUGACAGCCCUCUGAAUGUAUGUUACUAAAAAAAAGAUUAUAUACCAUAUCUUUUGUACCUUUUGGUAGAAGCUUAUUUUGUAUUUGUGGAAAUAUUAUAUAUUGUAAUGUAUCAUUUCAGACAUGACUGUUUUUGUAUGUUUACAAUUAUUCUCAAAAGCCAUCUGCCCACUAUUGCAUGCGUUAAUUAAUAAAAGUUGCUUAAGGUACAGAAAAAUUCUAAUAUGAAUCCACAUUGUUUAAAAUGUUGUAUUUUAUAGUAUGCUGGAUUGUGAUAGAACAUAUCUCUUACAAAAUAUUGUUUAUGUGUUCUGUAAAUAUUGUAAUCUAAAUUGAAAACAGAAAGCUUCCAUCCACUUUUAUGGAAUAUGCUCAUUGCCUUUAAUAGAAUUUGCUUUUUCUGGAUAAAUAAAAGUAGUACCGUUUUGAUAACAAUGA
Molecule: messenger RNA, 3162 nt
Organism: Crotalus tigris (Tiger rattlesnake)
Lineage: Eukaryota; Metazoa; Chordata; Lepidosauria; Squamata; Viperidae
Gene: PERP
Product: p53 apoptosis effector related to PMP22
Exons: 3
Coding region: 168-737 (189 amino acids)
Biological process (GO): cell-cell adhesion
Cellular component (GO): membrane; cell-cell junction
Source: RefSeq, a predicted model, not a curated record